Molecule: messenger RNA, 1833 nt
Organism: Lolium rigidum
Lineage: Eukaryota; Viridiplantae; Streptophyta; Magnoliopsida; Poales; Poaceae
Product: putative nuclear RNA export factor SDE5
Exons: 12
Coding region: 73-1575 (500 amino acids)
Source: RefSeq, a predicted model, not a curated record
GGGCGUGGAGUGGGCAAAGCGGGAGAGCAGAGCGGCCGUCUCCCCCGCCCCCAAAACCAGAGGGUCCUCACCAUGGAUCUUUCCAGUUCACUGACUUCAACCAGUGAUGCUGAUACAAGUGCACUCAAUGCAUUGCUUGAUGCUUUCAGUUGCGCCUUUUCACUCGAAGAUAUUGCCAAUGCAUACUGCAGAGCCAAGGGCGAUGUCAACAAAGCUGGGGAUUUCUUGACUGACCUUCAACUUUCGAUGCCCCAGGAUAAUGAAGUUGACCCAAGUGUUGAGAGCAAUCUUCCCCAGAGUAGUAAUGCAGUUGAAGGGAAUUGCAUGGAUAACUCAAAGCAAACAGGAACUCUUUCCUGUAUCGAGAAAGCAGCUGAAGAAAGCUAUGUGGAGAACUCAAGCCAAACAAGACCACGUGAAAAGUUGCAGAAGUCUACUGCUUCAUUUGGCACUGUAUCCAGCAUGGUAGGAAAAGGAUCUGCCAGGGCUUAUACUAUUCCUGCAAAAAGAGCAUCAGAGAAAGAAAAACCUCUGAAGGUUGAACUGCCAGAGUACAUGCGAGACGAUCUGAAAACAGAUGAAUCUGAUUCUGCACCCAGGAGAGAGACUUUGGAUAACAGAGAUGUUGAGGAAUUCCUAUUUUCUAUGCUUGGAGAAGGAUUUAAGCUCAACAUGGAAGUGAUCCGUCAGGUGCUAGGUAGCUGUGGAUAUGAUAUCAAGAAGAGCAUGGAGGAAUUGAUCUCAUUUUCUGCAAAUGAUCUGGGCAAAAAACCAGUGAACGAAGAGGUACAAGACAUGGCAGUCAAAUCUUCUUUUUCCACGGGAAGCAGUCUAGGAUCACAAUCCACAUCUAGUGCCCAUUCUUUGAGGGAGGAUAAACAUAACCCAAGACCACAGAUUACUCCAGGAGAGUUGCUAGAAUCAAUGUUCACUGCACCUGAGAGAUGUGAGGAGGAACCGAAAGGAAGACGGUAUGAAUUGGGUGCGAAUCGGAGGAGAGUUCUUGAUCAGAAACCAGUUUUAAAACCUCUUGAGGACAUUUCACCAUCCUCUACAGAUCUUCCAGUGAAAAUUAUCCUAGGCAGCAAAGAACCAGUUGUGGGUGAUGAGGAUGAUUAUGAGAACUACCGUAAAGCUGCAAAGCAGCACUUGGAUAUGAUGAAGCAGUACUACUACAAGGCUGCAGAUGCUUUUCGGGCGGGUAACAAGACAGAAACAGACUAUUUUCUUAAGGAAGGAAAGAACUAUUAUAGGAUGGCUCGAUUAUCUGAAGAAAAAUCUUCUGGGGAGAUCACAAAGUCCAAACAAGAGUUAAAGAAUGAGUUAUGUCUUGAUCUACGCUCACAAGAUGCUGCAAACGUAGCAAAUCUUCUGAGACUUCAUCUUAGACAGUUGGCUAACAUCCCAUCUUUUGAUAACUUGCGAGUUAUUAUUGGUGUUGAUGAUGGCACCUUCAAGAUGGGACAAAGAAGGAGAAAGGUGGAGAAGUUUCUGGAGAAGAAAUCAGUCCAAUGGACUGAAGAUGAGGCCAAUCCCGGGACCCUGCUGAUUCCGAUUAAUCAGGUGAAAGAAUAGGUCGAUGUACAAAGGUGUGUGAAGAACUGACAGAAGAUAUUCGUAGCUGCUAGCCAUAUUAGCAAGUGCCGUUUUGAAUCUAGGUGCUUUCUGUUCACUUCGGGAUAUGAAAGAUGAAAGUCCCUGUGCGUUGCAUUCUUUGUCUUUGCGCAUAACAGAUACUUUCAUCCUAUUUGCUACUUCGGUAGUGGCCUACAUGAAGAAAGCUUGCACGAGGAUCUGGCUGAAUUGUUUGAGUAAAAAAUCUUAAGCAUCGAA